UACCAGAAGUGAAAAAAUUGGAGAGACAAAAGGUAGUCCUAGUGUCCUAUGAAGAAGAAGAAACGUUAUCAACUGGGUUCCUUUUCUCGCUUAGUGCUUAGGUCCAAAAUUGGAAUUUGGAAACUGCAAAAACCCACCAACCCUUUCUUCUUCGCUGUAAGCUCUGAGAAGUUGAGAUUUCAAGGAGAUUGACAGCCACUCAAUUUUGCCGCUAAUUACAGGUAUUUUAGGGUUCUUGGGCCUUGACUUCACAGACCCAAUUGAAUUUGCCGAUAUUUCAAGGAGAUUGACAGUUACAGAUUAAACAUAGAGAUAUGCAAGACCCUAGAGGACUUGAGGAAGCGUCAGCUUCCAAAAUGCGAAAAAAGAAAACAUCACAACAGAAGGCUCCAGUGCUGCAAAAAGAAGGGAAUAAGGCAAAAAGGAUACAAGAUUUUCAUGCACUGCCAAUUCAAAAUGGACUAAAACCCACCAAAAGAGUACCAUCAAACGAAAUUUCCCCAUUAUUCCAACAUACCGACAAAUCAACACCUGAAUUCUUGCCGGAUACUUCCACUUCCGGAAAUGAAUAUCGAGCAUUAAGGAGAAAGUAUUUAUUGCUGGAGGAGGAAAGUUUUGCUCUUGGUAAAGAAUUGAGUGAAGCCGAAGAUGAGAUUAAGGCCCUUGAAGAUGAGAAACUAACACUCCUUGAUGAACUUGUUGUGUUGGAAGGCCUGGUUGAUCCUUCAGACACUCAAUCCCAAGGCCAGCGAUUAUGAUGGUUUAAAUGGGUGUUUCAGUAAAUUGGGGAUAUAGAUACAGAAUUGUGUACAACUAUCCAAGUUCUGCUAGCAUAAAAUUGAGAUGUCAUUUGAUAGUGGAGAUUGUAGCAAUACCUUAUAUAAUAUUGAUUGGAUGUUUAUUGGGAA
Molecule: messenger RNA, 908 nt
Organism: Nicotiana tabacum (common tobacco)
Lineage: Eukaryota; Viridiplantae; Streptophyta; Magnoliopsida; Solanales; Solanaceae
Source: RefSeq, a predicted model, not a curated record